This is a messenger RNA of Rotaria sordida, 715 nucleotides long. Lineage: Eukaryota; Metazoa; Rotifera; Eurotatoria; Philodinida; Philodinidae. The record is from the annotation of a GenBank genome assembly.
AUGAUAGUACGCUCAACAUUUUUUAAAUUAAUCACUUCUGGAAUUGUUAUUUUUGGUGUUGUUGUUCUAACACUUAAUUAUAUUUCAUAUCAUCAAAAUCAAGAUAAUCAUGGAUCAGUUGAUGAUAGUAAUGUAUAUGUUGUCUCAAAUAAUAAUGGUGAUGCAUUAAUUCGUAUUAAAGCUGAUGUCAAAUCAAAUAGUAAACCAGCAAUAUUAUAUGCUAAUAAUGGAAAAAUAGAUAUACCAAAAGUACGCAUUCGAACUUAUAUGAUUUCAAUGAAUCAUGAACAGGAUCAAAAUGUUCUUGUUCGUGAAGCUGGUGAAGGCAAUUUUAAUAUACUUCUACUUCAUGGUCAAGCAUUUUCUUCUAAAACAUGGGAAAAAAUUGGUACAUUGCAAUAUUUAGCAAGUUGGGGUUAUCAAGCUUUUGCUAUUGAUUUACCUGGUUAUGGCAAUAGUUCAUUACCUGUUAUUCAAGAAACAGCAGCUGCACAAUGGUUAAUAAGAUUAAUACGUUCACUUCGUCUUUCAAAUCUUGUUAUUAUUAGUCCAUCUAUGAGUGGUCGUUUUUCUUUACCUUAUGUGAUACAAUCUAAUACAAAACAACAAUCUCUACGUGGUUUUAUACCAAUUGCUCCAGUUGGAACAAAAAAAUUCGAUACAAAUGAUUAUAAACAAGUUCAAAUUCCAACAUUAAUUGUUCAUGGUGAAAGUG